Messenger RNA from Brassica oleracea var. oleracea, 1090 nucleotides. RefSeq names its product cytochrome c oxidase assembly protein COX11, mitochondrial-like. Gene Ontology annotation, cellular component: mitochondrial inner membrane. The coding region runs from base 176 to 1018 and encodes 280 amino acids. The transcript is spliced from 8 exons. NCBI's taxonomy places the organism in Eukaryota, Viridiplantae, Streptophyta, Magnoliopsida, Brassicales, Brassicaceae. Gene Ontology annotation, molecular function: copper ion binding. The record is from RefSeq and is a predicted model, not a curated record.
ACAAGUCGUUGUUUGAAUAGUUGGCUUUAUUGUGUUUAUUAUGAUUUCAUUUCAUGCGACGUCUUUGAUAUAUCUCAACCGCCAACGAAAUCGAGACGACACAAGAACGCCGUUCGUUCGUUAACCGAUUCGUAUUUUUGUGGUGUCGAUCGAUUGAAACCAUUCCGAUUCGGCCAUGUCAUGGUCCAAGGCAUGUAGAGGGACUCGAUUUUCUUCAUAUUUAGAGAACAUUCAUCGAACAUCGAGGACUGUGCCUCUUGUUCCCUGCUCUCGUUAUGGAGCUUGUAAUGUCAAUCAGCAUAAUCUCCUAAGCAAGAGAGAGCUUUGGGGAAGCUCAUCUUCGUUUUCUCACUCUAAAUCCAUGUUACUUGGUGUUGCUCAUCGCCACUAUUCUACUCGCUCGAUAACAGAAUCCAAAUCGAAGAAAAUGCUCUACUAUCUCACUGCCGUUGUCUUUGGCAUGGUUGGCCUAACUUACGCUGCUGUGCCUUUGUAUAGAACAUUCUGCCAAGCUACUGGUUAUGGAGGUAAUGUUCAACGCAAAGAGACUGUCGAGGAGAAGAUUGCUAGACAUUCAGAAUCUGGCACCGUCACUGAAAGGGAGAUUGUGGUGCAGUUCAAUGCUGAUGUUGCAGAUGGGAUGCAGUGGAAGUUCACUCCAACUCAAAGAGAGGUUAGAGUAAAGCCUGGAGAAAGCGCACUCGCCUUUUACACUGCUGAAAACAAAAGUUCAGCCCCAAUAACCGGAGUCUCCACAUACAAUGUCACUCCCAUGAAGGCAGGGGUUUAUUUCAACAAGAUACAGUGUUUUUGCUUUGAGGAACAGCGACUUCUUCCUGGAGAACAGAUUGACAUGCCGGUGUUCUUCUACAUUGAUCCUGAGUUUGAGACUGAUUCAAGAAUGGACGGAAUCAACAACUUGAUAUUGUCUUACACGUUCUUCAAAGUGUCCGAGGAAACUACUACUACAGAUUCAGUCGACAAUAAAAGCUCUGUUCCAGUUCAAGAAACCAAUUAAAGAUUGCAUGCUUUUUUGAAGUGAAACUAAUGCAAGAAAAAUAAAGAGUCUCCCUCCUUCAGUUUAAAAAAA